AUGCUGCCCUCGUCCUGGUUGCUGUCAGUGCCAGUGCUGCUGUCGCUGGUCGUCGGUCCCGCACGGCCAGCACUGCUCAGCAUUGCUUCCACCGUGCACCAGGAGCAGUUGUUGGCGCGCGUCGUUGCGGAAAUACUGCGCAGCUACUUCCACCACCCGUUCCAGCCGGUUUACCUGUACGCGGACCUUUCGGAUACGGAUGGGCGCCGCUCGGCGGAUCUGCUCGACCAGGUACUGCAGCGGAUCGGCCGAUCGGGGCUCGUGCUGGCCUGGGAUCUGCCAUCCCGUCCCGGUGUUCCGCGGUUGUUCAAUCUCGCGCUGCUCGAUAGUCUGCCGAUAGUGGGACCGUUGUGCCGGGUGCUGGACGAGCGGAAUGAUCCAUCGGGAAGGUACGUGAUCGCACUGACCGAACGGUACGCAACGCAACACCAACUCGACAAGCUGCUCGACCGGUUGUUUGGUGAACUGUUUGAACGGCGCAUCGUGAACGUGAAUGUGGUGGUACGCGAACGGACGCCGUCGGUGGCAGUGUACACGUACUACCCGUUCGCACCGGGCCAGUGCCGGCAACCGCGGACCCAGCUCGUCGCUCGCUACGGCGGCGGCGAGCGUACCUGGUGGCCACCGGGCACGAUGCGUACGCUCGAUCUGUACCCGGGCUCCCGGCUAGCGGAUCUACACAACUGCCCACUCCGGGUCGGUACGUUCGAGGCGAAACCGUACACGAUCGUGCACCGCAAAGUGGACGGUUACGAGGAGCUCGGUGGCUUCGAGGGUGAUUUGUUGCGCUUGGUCUCGGAGCGGUUGCGGUUUCGCACCAACCUCACCGUAUCCCGGCAGUGGGGUACGAUCGGACCGCAGGGUAACAGCACCGGGUUGAUGCGGUUGGUGCAGGACGAACAGGUGGAUCUGGCGAUCGCUUGCCUGGCCAUCGAUCCGUCCCGCAACGCGUACCUGCGCCCCGGCACCACGCACUACACGUCCACGGUCCGGAUGGCGGUACCGCAGGGACGUCCGUACACUCCGUUCGAGAAGCUGUUCCGCCCGUUCCGUACCGAUUGCUGGAUCGCCGUCAGUUGCUGCCUAGCGGUGCUGGUGUGUCUGGUGGCCGGCCUCGGUACCGGUGGCCACUCGGUGGCCCGUGAUUUUGUGUACGGCCCCGGCGUCCGGAUGCCGUUGCUCCGUGCGCUCUACCUCAUGUUCGGUGGCUCCGUUCAACCCUGCCCGCGCCGUAACUUUGCCCGGACCCUCUUUCUGCUGUGGCUCGCCAAAACGCUGGUACUGCGCACGGUUUACCAGGCCUCACUGUACCGGUACCUGCAGCGGAGCGCCUACCAGCCACCGCUCGCCACACUGGACGAGGUGUACCGGUCGUCGCUCGAGCUGCACAUGGUGCACCUCGCCCUGCGGUUCUUUGUCGAUCGGCCGGAGGUGCGGGCCCGGGCCCACCUCAUCCCGGCCGGGCUCGAUACGCUCGGGAUGAUGGUGGGCGGUAUGGCCGACCGGGCGUACCAUGACCGGGCCGUCGUCUGCCCGUUCGAUAUGGUCGCGUACGCGAACCGGCUCAACAGGCGGGCGCACCGGCGCCAGAUGGUGCACGUGACGCGCGAUCCGAUCACCCUCUUCCCGCUCACCAUCUACUACCCCCGGCGGUCGAUGUUGACGGAUGCGUUCGAUCGCGAGAUUCGUAAGAUUGCCCCCGCCGGGCUGAUGCAGUACUGGGUGCGGAACUACGGGGAUUACGAGCUGUAUGGGGGGGUCGGGGAUGAUGGUGCACCGUCGGCAACCGGGCGACCGCAGCAGCUCACCAACGGGCAUCUGGCCGGUGCGUACCAGGUGCUGGGUGUGGCGCACGGGUGCGCCGUGGUGCUGCUGCUGCUGGAGCUAGUGUCCCGGCGGGUGCGCUGGUUGGGGCAGCUCUUUGAUUCGUUCGAGUGA
Anopheles aquasalis is the source of this 1938-nucleotide messenger RNA. RefSeq lists its product as uncharacterized. Gene Ontology annotation, molecular function: ligand-gated monoatomic ion channel activity. The record is from RefSeq and is a predicted model, not a curated record. Lineage: Eukaryota; Metazoa; Arthropoda; Insecta; Diptera; Culicidae. Gene Ontology annotation, cellular component: membrane.